GAGCUGAAUUAAGAUCUUUAAUAGAAACAAUAAAUAUAGUUGGUGGAGGUCUUAAAAAUUAUUUAAAAACAAGAUGGACAACUGCAAGUAAUUCAAUUGAAAAUAUAUUACAUUUAGAAAAAGUUUUAAAAAAGAAUACAAUUGAACCAAUACCAAAUUAUCUUCAAGAACUAGCAUUAAAAGUUUUGGCAAUUACUCCAAAUAGU
Molecule: messenger RNA, 206 nt
Organism: Cetraspora pellucida
Lineage: Eukaryota; Fungi; Glomeromycota; Glomeromycetes; Diversisporales; Gigasporaceae
Source: the annotation of a GenBank genome assembly